Diuraphis noxia (Russian wheat aphid) is the source of this 1737-nucleotide messenger RNA. RefSeq lists its product as uncharacterized. Lineage: Eukaryota; Metazoa; Arthropoda; Insecta; Hemiptera; Aphididae. Gene Ontology annotation, cellular component: cytoskeleton. The record is from RefSeq and is a predicted model, not a curated record.
CAGUUGUCGGAGUUGGAAAAACGUGUGCUGGAAGCGGAAACGAGAGCCGUGGAAGCGGAAGGAAAAGUGCGUGUUAUGGAGGAACGGCUACAAGCCGAAUGGACUACUCAUCAACCCGAUCAGGCGGAAAAGGAACAAGCCAUUAGCAAGCUGGCGACCCAGGUUGAGGAACAGCGUCAGCUGAGGCUCCAGGAUGCCAAAAUGGUCGAAGCAAAAGCGGCACGCAUCAAGGAAUGGGUGACCAACAAGCUGAGAGACCUGGAGGCUCAAAACCAGCACCUUAGAGAGCAGAAUCACAAGUGCAACCAGCAGCUGGAGUUGCUCAGGCGGCACAUGGCCCAACUGAGCGCUGACAAAAUGGCCRUGAGUGCUUGCGCUGGGACGUCGUCGCCGCGCACCAGCACGUCGUCCUUGCACAGGGCCAACAGUACUGGCUCGACACACGCCCUGUCCGACAACGAACCGGUUUACGCUCAGGUGGACCGGCACCAAAAAAGCCGGACGCCCGAACGGUCGCAGCGGACCCACCGCCGACACAUGUCCGCUUGCGUCCAAGUGCCGACCACCGAGUCCGCCGACGGCCCGGACAUGCCUGUCCACGAACAGUUGGUCAACGAUUUGACUUCCGCCGCCGAUUCGCUCAACCUCAACUCCGCGAUUAGACUCACUAUCAGUGGUACUUAUAUUACCGAGGAUGAUCGUGCCCGAAAUCGAAAAGCUGAUUUUCACUUUUAUGCCUUAACUGCCUUAACUGCAAGGGGAGAAAAAGCGCAUUUAGGCACCGCGUGUCCACUGUUUUUUCAGCAACUUUUAUUGUGCGCCACACAGUCGCUGUUCACRUGUGAUGCUGCCCUGGCAUCGUCUCCCACCAUCAGCACAACUCAGUCAGUGGUGCCUGGAUCACCAAACCACAGCAUUACUGCACCCUCAAGUCCAGCCACUUCAUCAUUACUAGACCACUGCAAAGCCAAUCCUCCUACCUACGUAUUUGUUCAGGGUUGGCAAUUAUUAGCAUUGGCUGUGUCUCUAUUUGUACCAAAAAACACCAAACUUCUUUGGUUUCUCAAAUUGCAUCUGAAACGCAAUAUUGAUAACAAGACUGAAUGUGGAAAAUAUGCUGCAUACUGUGAACGCGCCCUUGAACGAACAAUAUUGAAUGGCACACGAGAAGUGAAACCAUCCAGAAUGGAAGUACUGUCAAUUUUAUUGAAAAAUCCUUAUCACCAUUCAUUGCCCCACUCCAUACCCGUUCAUAUGCUYAAUGGGACUUACCAGGUUGUUGGUUUCGAUGGAUCAACAACUAUUGAAGAGUUUUUGUGCACGCUUAAUCAAGAAACUGGAUGCCGAGAUAGUCAACAUUCAGGUUUCACAUUGUUUAGCGAUGAUCCUAUUGAAAAAGACCUGGAACACUAUAUUGAAUCCCAAGCCAAGUUGUGUGAUGUGAUAUCCAAGUGGGAAACAGCAUUGCGUGAAAAGGGUUCUGGAAAAUUUGAAAACACUAGAGUCAUACGACUGAUUUUCAAGAACAGACUGUACUUCAAAUCAUUUGUGAAAAAGGAAWCUGAUCGAGAGAGAUUAUUGCUUUGUUAUCAAGUAAAUCAACAGGUGGUCCAAGGCAGAUUCCCACUUACUAAAGAGCUUGCAUUGGAGCUAGCUGCUUUAAUGGCRCAGAUCGAUUUUGGUGAGUUCAAUUGUGAUAAAAAUCGUGGUAGUGGCGGUACUACUAAAGAAUUACAA